This is a messenger RNA of Aspergillus ibericus CBS 121593, 2095 nucleotides long. RefSeq names its product putative amino acid permease. The record is from RefSeq and is a predicted model, not a curated record. Gene Ontology annotation, biological process: amino acid transmembrane transport. Gene Ontology annotation, molecular function: amino acid transmembrane transporter activity. The transcript has 5 exons. The coding region runs from base 31 to 1704 and encodes 557 amino acids. Gene Ontology annotation, cellular component: membrane. Lineage: Eukaryota; Fungi; Ascomycota; Eurotiomycetes; Eurotiales; Aspergillaceae.
UGAUUCACCUCUCCUUAAUAGAAUCGUCUUAUGACAAUCAAAAUGCCUCUGCAAGAAGGCCAAGGAACGCCGCGGUCUGACAUCAUUCCUACUAACGACUAUUACGCUCGUUCAACUCAACCUCCUAGCCAGGAUGGAAAAUCGGUGGCUUCCUACGGAGUCUUAAAGCCACGCCAAAUCACCAUGGUCGCCAUCGGCGGAGCAAUCAACACGGGAUUAACUAUCUGCGCGGGGAAUGCACUGUCCAAGGCCGGGCCUGCAUCGAUUUUGAUCUCUUAUACUGGUGUUGGAAUAAUUGUUUACCUGGUACUCUGCGCCCUAGGAGAGGUAGCCUCGUGGUCCCCUGAGCCAUCCAUGACGGAUCAUGCUGCUCGACUCUGUGAUCCAGCACUUGGGUUCACAUUGGGCUGGAUAUACUGGUUCAAAUUCAUGGUUGUCAUUCCCAACCAGUUAGCGGCGGGAGAGUUGUUGAUCGCAUAUUGGCAAGAAAACGAAGCCAAGUACUCCGUGUUCUGGAUCACGGCCUUUUUGGGCGUAAUAAUAGCCGCCAACUCCCUGUGCAGUCGAUAUAUGGGAAAGUACGAGGUCAUCCUGUCGUUCUUCAAGGUUCUGGUGAUGUCGGGGCUUAUGGCUCUGUCUGUCGUCCUUGCCCUCGGAGGGGGACCAGAUCGUGAUAUGAAGGGAUUCCGCUACUGGAGGGACCCGGGAGCCUUUGCUAAUGGUACAGGAGGUGCCGUGGCAGGCACGAUACGCGCGAUCUGCAGGACAGUCCCCUCCGCUACGCUGGCCUAUCUUGGAAGCGAACUGAUGGGCAUGACGAUUUUGCGCACUCAGAACCCCCGCAAAGCCGCGGGUCGGGCCAUCAAGGUAACCUUCUACCGCAUCUUGGUUUUCAACAUCGUCAAUAUCACGCUAUUAGGGAUGCUAGUUCCCCACGACACCCACAUCAUAGCAUUCGCCCAAAAAGCCUCCCAGCCGCGUACGGCCUCGGCUUUCGUAGCGGUUGCUCAGUCUGCUGGUCCGACGGUGAUCCCGCACCUUCUGAACGCCUGUCUUCUCCUCUUUGUGCUAUCGGCUGCAAACCAAGCUCUCCAGAUGGCAAGCAUGACACUGUACGGACUCUCUCUGGAUAAAAACGCUCCUUCGUUUCUGUGCCGAACCAGGAGGGGAAUCCCCAUCUACGCGUUGGGUUUGUGCUCUGCCGUGGCCUGUUUGGCGUACUUGAAUAUUUCGAGCGGCUCCAAAAGGCUAUUCGAAUACUCGGUCAACUUGGUCUCGAUGUUCAGUAUCCUCACCUGGGUCUCCAUCCUUGUGAUACAUUUCUCGUUCAUCCGAGCCCGAAAAGCCCAAAAGAUCACCGAUGAGGUCCUUGCCUUCCGGGCGCCGCUUGGGUUGUUUGGUUCAUGGGUUGCACUGGUAGCAUGUGUCCUGGUCACCAUCGUACGAGGAUUCGACUUUGUCGACCACCAAUACUACCCCAAAGGAGUAGACCGCAUAGCGUUUGUCACCUCCUUUAUAGGCAUCCCACUCUACAUCACCCUGGUUGCUGGGUAUAAGAUCGGCACCACAAGCAAGCGCGUACACCCGCAGGAUGUUGAUAUGGGAUCCUUAACUCCCAUCUCUGCGCCGCAUGGCGCGGACUGCACUCCUUUGGACACCCCUAUAACCCGACAAGCCGAGCCCGAGCAAGUCCCAGGGAGCUGAGCAUGAGCGGUGGUUGCUGUGAUGUCACUGCUGGUCAAACGGUCUCAGCCGGUUCUCGACAACUGAUCAGUCAGCAACCUGACAGGUUCCUGAGUUGUCGUGAGCUCUUUACGUAUUGUUACAUAUCAAUCUUUCACCCCCAUGCAAUUCACUGAAUAUUUGGUGUUGCUCGUCUUUUUCUGUUGUUUAUUUUGUGAUCCGUGAAAAGUGGGGGCUGCACGAUUCAGGAUGUUUACACAGCAACCAAAAAGCACACUACCAGAGCAGCAGCAAGGGUGAGCGGUCCCAGGAGACACCGCCAGUCACCACAAUGAUGAAAAUGCAGUUGAGAGAUCAUAGUUCUUGGACCAUUGGGAUCGAGUUUGCAGCCUCGUAGAUGGAUGUAGGCAGG